AUGAUUUCGAGUAGUUUCAAAGGUCGGCACUAUAUAAAACAUGUCCUGCCUGCCGCCAGAAAGCCCACCGACAAAGACUUCGUCGUUCUUUGCUUGCUACUGGUGACGUUCCAAGGUCCUCUUCAAUACAACCACCGCUACCUUCCACGGCUUUGCCCUUCCCUACACGGCGUACGCUCUGCUCGAAUUGCGCCCGGCCCUGGCAAUCUCUCCGGUAUAAAACAUGUGAUCUCUGUCGCCAACGGAGACCCAGUCGUCGCCGACUCGCCACCGUGCCGGAAAGGCUCCCUUCUACGGAGUUUGCUGAUGGCGCUCAAGACGGCUUUUCUGCACCAAAUGUAUUCCCUGCAGGUGGGGCACGCCGCUCUUUACCGGCUCUGCGACCACAUGGCACGAGCCAAAGAGCCCUUCAACCACAGGCGCCACACGACGGUUUGGGCCAGGCCAUCAGCUUUUUGUGUAAUGAGUACGACCGUCAUGCUGUCGCUUCCCAAUCGUUCCCCCCCCGACGUAUCGUCCUCUGAUAUAAGGAAAUCCGUUUCCCGAUACGAGGAAGAGACUUCGACCGCAGCGAAAACAUCCGUGUGUAGUUCUUGCGGUAGGUUUGUUUUACACGCUGAUAUACACUACAUGGACCAUGAGGAUCCUUUGCUUCUUCCUCUGAAUGGUGUUCUCGACCACUGCGGUCGACAAGAGCGAUCCUGGACCCUAUGCACUUCCUGUCACAGAGCACUCGGUCGAGCAGCCAUCCCCAAGUUCUCCGCAAAAAAUCUGGUUAAUGUUACUCUCUGCCAGGGUUACCCAUCUGCGCUGGAGGGUCUCACCCUGACUGAAGAGUAUGCUAUCGCAAGAUGCCAUCCUCUGGGACUCAUUGUGAAGUUGCGUCCAGGCGGCCGCCUGUCCUCAAUUAGCCAUCGUGCCUUGCGAGGCCAUUUCAUUGUCAUCCCACAGGACCCAGGUCCGCUCCUUCAAAUCCUGCCAAGUGCGGAACUGAGAUUGGAAAACCUUAUCAAAGUAUUCUGGCUAGGAGAUCGUCCCCCGUCAGACACGGACCUAAGACCACAUCUAGUUAUUCGGAAACAAAGGGUUCUAGCGGCUUUGCAAUAUCUCGCUCGAUAUAAUCAUUUGUAUCGUGGAUUAACCAUUAAUCAACCGAUGAUGGAUGGUUGGAGCGAUGAAUUCAUCCCGCGAGAGCUACGGGAUAAUAUUAUCCGACUUGACGAACCAGACCACCAGGAACGUGAAGGAUACACGGUCAACCUGGCACAGGGUAAUUACGAGAAUGAUCUCCAAGCCGCUCAAGACGAAGCUGCACAGGAUCAAAGCCUCGAUUCUAAUGACGGUGGACACUUCCUGACUGGUUCUGUUUCCACUGACAUCAAUGGAGAACGCCAGAACCCCGACAUACGGGUGCUGGACACCUUACUCGAUGUGAUCACCAACGGAUCACGCCUAUCCGAACAAUGCGACUUAGAAAACCCCGACUCAACGGACAGCCGUUCUUUUCCCAGCCGGCAUAUUCCUGCAAUUUCUUAUAAAACCCAUGAUUACGUUGCAUUAAUGGAUCAUUGGUCGGAUCCUCAUUAUUAUACUGCCGCCUUCCCCACCCUCUUUCCACAGGGAGUCGGAGGCCAUCUGAACAAGCGUGUCAUUCCUGUGUCGCUGAGUUCUUUUGCUGAGUGGGCUUUGAAUCACCACAGUAGAAGGUUCCUUGUCAAGCGGCGGUAUUGGAGGUCUGCCGCAGAUGACAUCGCCUCCCUGACAGUGGACCAAUUGCAAAAAGCCGCGGAAGCCAUCGCCUCUGGCCAAAAUACCAAUGACCCUGUCAUUCAGCGCCUUCAACAACACAUUGUUACCGUUGGUAUGAAUGUUCCUGGAUCUUUCUCUCAGAAAUUAAGGAUGCGCUCUGAGAUUCGUGGAUUAAUCGUUCGGUAUGGAAUGCCUGCCUUUUGGAUCACCAUUAACCCCUCGGACCUACGGAAUCCCCUGGUUCUCACCCUGGCCGGUGUAGAGUGCCCUGGAAGUAUCUCUGCCAGAGCACUCGCUGCGACCCGUGAUACCGCAGCCACCUCCAACCCGGUGGCAGUUGCUGAAUUCUUUCACUGCGUCUGUGAAGCAGUCCUGCGGGGCCUGCUUGCAACUGGGACUGGUCAACUCGGAAUUCUUGGAGAUCUUUCAAAUCAUUAUGGUGUGGUUGAAACCAACGGUCGAGGUAUGCUGCACAUGCAUGCACUUCUGUGGCUCAGAGGUAAUCUUGCCUUCACCACUUUACGAAAUCGUGUUCUUAACGAUAGUGAGUUUGCCGCUCGCAUGAUUCGCUACCUCGAAGCGACCAUCAUUCAAAGCAUCGAUGACACUAUUCCGCAUGACCCGGAAGUCAACCUUCCCAGCACGCCACCUUCAGCCAAGGAGAUGGAAACAGACACUGAGUUCUUCCUCAGAUUGUGGUCCGACAGCAACUCCGUCGCAAAAACGACCCAGAUACAUUCCAAGCACCAUCUUUCAACCUGCUUCAAGUACCGCCAACGUGGUUCGGGCAAAGAUGCUUGUCGGUUCGGCAUGCCCCGCGAUCUGAUCCCCAUCUCCAAGGUGGACGACUUUGGCUUGAUUCAACUCGCGCGCAAUCAUCCCUGGACUAACCCGUGGAACCCCGCCAUUGCUAGCUGCGUCCGCUCUAACCAUGACAUCUCUUGGAUCCCGACAGUAUCCAAAUCUCUGUCUUUAAUCUACUACAUCACAAAUUACGCCACAAAAGAUGACGUAUCCCCGUGGCAGAUUGUCGCAAAGGCUGCCUUAUUAAAGCAGCGCAUUGAAAGGGCACAGGCGGCUGAAUCCCCAACAACAACAGACCUACGACUUCAAAAGACCGGAUUGGACAAUUUUGCGCUUCGCUGCUUCAAUACCCUCUCACAUGAUCGGGAAAUCAGUGGCGUCCAGGUGGCAAGCAUUCUACUCAACCUGCCAACUUACUACACCAUCAACUACAACUUCAAGCGCAUCAAUCUGUGGUGGCUAAGGCAAUAUAUGCGUCAUAUCAUCGAACCUACCAACGUUCGCAGUGAUAGCUCGUCUGCUUCUUUGGACGAAGAACCGUGCACCUAUGAAGCUGGCAGCACUGGCCCUAUCAGCAUCUUUGACAACUAUAGAUGGCGUGGGCCACAUCUUGCUUGCUUGACGCUCUUCGAAUAUUGUAUGCUCGUACGAACCAAGCAUGUUCGAGAUGCGAUUGUAGACGACGUCGACUUUGACUCGUCGCACCCUCAAAGCAAGACUCAUGUGCAACGCCUGGCUCGCACCUCAUCACAGAUCGCCACUGUCACAUUUAACGGACAGUUAACAGAGUUUCAAGCCUCCGAGGACGCCGUUCCUGGUGGCCAUCCUAAAAUGGUUGCAAGUAUGAAUGAUCUGGCGGAGAUAUUACUCGGGUUAUUUGUUCCCUGGGACCAUUUGCCCGCUCUUUUCCAGGAACAUGCCGUUGCGGUGCAGCCGAAGCGGGAUGCCUGUUCCCAAAUUUGGACAAUUGUUGAACCCACUCUCACGUCCUAUAAGCGAAAUUUUGCGGGAAAUAUUGAACUGUUGCGAAAGUCCAAGGAAGAUGGCGAGGCUGAUGCGAAGCUUCGACAGCCACCAGUUCGAGUUGAUAGCUUAUUCGACCGCGAUUCUAAUGAGCUUGAUAUAAGAAAUCUUGAUUCCGAAGCUGAUGAAUCCCUUGAGAAUCUGGCUGAAACUGUUAGCGCCGAGACUCUGAUCGCGGCCUAUCAAUCCAUCACUAAGUGCUGGGACCGGGAGGUGCUCGCCACUGAGCGACGCAUCCCUUCGUUGGCACACACGACACCUCGAAAUCGAGGGGGGCUGUUACAAAACCUUCUGCCGCUUAACAUCUUUGACAUCCCUGGGUAUGGAACCUCUGCCCUCCAUUUCUUCUCUCCAUCUACGUUACAACGAUGGAGUUCUCGACUCAAAGAACUUGCCAAGCUUGGUGACGAUGGGGUUGUGAAUAAUGACACAAUGGAACCGGUUUAUGAAAUGGAUGACUUCAGUUUGAAUAUAACUGAUGGCAUGUUGGAGCCUGCGCUCAAUGAACCAACAGCGAUUCCCACCCUGCCUGACCAGCGAUCCCUUGUUGACGACAAUUAUACACCUAACUCUUUAACUUCACUGGUCAAUGAAAGCAUCCCCUUGAACGCUAAGCAGCGGUUGGUCGUCGAAAGAGUCUUGAGCGAAGCACUUCACUGGGCUGACCAUCCUUACAACCCCUCAAAACGACAUCAGACGCUUCUUUAUGUUGGAGGUGAAGGGGGUGUGGGUAAGAGCCAAAUCAUCAAAGGCAUUUUAGCCGGAAUGGAUCUCCUCCGCCGCAGAGAAGAGGUGAUCAUCAUGGCUCCGACUGGCGCCGCGGCAGACAAUAUCGGCGGCAACACAUUCCACACGUCUCUGGGGAUUUCCGUUACUCGCACUCCUGGACAUGCUAUAACUUCUCGCGUGAGAAAACUCUGGUCCCGGAAGACAAUUAUGAUUACCGAUGAAGUCAGCAUGAUGGAUCUCAGUAUGCUUAGUGUGAUUAAUAACCACUGCAAGAUGGCGAGAUCCCUUGACCGGGGGUCACCCGACUUAUUCGGUGGUUUACCCAUGGUCAUCCUCAUGGGUGACUUUUUCCAGUUCCCACCUGUGCGAGGCCCAGCACUGUGGAAGGAACCCAGAAGGGGCAAUGCUGAGGACGAAAAUGGCCGGCUCAUAUGGCAUCAAUUCAGAGAUGUGAUCGUCUUGGACGAGCAGAUGAGGCAAUCUGAGGACCUUUCAUUUCGGACCCUCCUCCAUCGAGCGAGGACAUCAACUUUGACAGAAGAUGACCUGCACUUACUGAACUCCGGAGUCGUCACUUCCUUGGUGGCCCCUCAGCUAGACGGUACGACAACGAUAGUAAAGCUAAAUUCUCUUCGGCACCAGGUUAAUCGUAUUCGAAUGGAACAUUUUGCCGAGGCCCGCUCUCACAAAAUCUACGCCUUCCCUGCUCAUCACACACGGACCAAAUCCACUGGUCCAACCAACCUUCGCUUGUGUGUCGACGACUUGCUGCAGCAACCAGAUCAAGGCACCAUGGUUCCAUUCCCGGGAAUUUUUCUGUACACCCCAAACAUGCCUUCCGUCAUAUUGACCAAUAUUUGUACCCGAUUAGGACAGGUCAAUGGAGCGACUGGAAUAGCUGUCGGUAUUGUGGUUGAUCCAGCUGGUGAGUGA
Penicillium alfredii is the source of this 5238-nucleotide messenger RNA. RefSeq lists its product as uncharacterized. Gene Ontology annotation, molecular function: DNA helicase activity. The record is from RefSeq and is a predicted model, not a curated record. Lineage: Eukaryota; Fungi; Ascomycota; Eurotiomycetes; Eurotiales; Aspergillaceae. Gene Ontology annotation, biological process: telomere maintenance; DNA repair. The transcript is spliced from 3 exons. The coding region runs from base 1 to 5238 and encodes 1745 amino acids.